Messenger RNA from Gadus chalcogrammus (walleye pollock), 1942 nucleotides. It is a transcript of the gene pqbp1, whose product is annotated as polyglutamine binding protein 1. Gene Ontology annotation, molecular function: protein binding; ribonucleoprotein complex binding. Gene Ontology annotation, biological process: alternative mRNA splicing, via spliceosome. Bases 149 to 829 code for a protein of 226 amino acids. The transcript is spliced from 7 exons. The record is from RefSeq and is a predicted model, not a curated record. NCBI's taxonomy places the organism in Eukaryota, Metazoa, Chordata, Actinopteri, Gadiformes, Gadidae. Gene Ontology annotation, cellular component: cytoplasm; nuclear body.
CUCCAUGUUUGUUGUCGUCAGGGAUUGUGACGUCAUCAACACGCGUCAUGCGUUCGGCGAGCAGUGGGCAUUCUACUCGACUUGAUGUAAACUAAAGAUCUAUCUUACAGACAUAAGCCGAGUUUACCAUACACUAUUUGGUCUAAGGAUGCCUCUACCUCCAGCAUUGCUGGCUCGCUUGGCCAAGAGAGGGAUUGUCAAACCAUCAGAACAAGAUGUAGAUGAGGAGAUCAUUGCUGAGGACUAUGACGACAACAACGUAGACUAUGAGGCAACCAGACUAGAGAAUCUGCCCCCAAACUGGUACAAAGUGUUUGACCCUAUAUGUGGACUUCCUUAUUACUGGAAUGUAGAGACGGAUAUGGUUGCCUGGUUAUCCCCAAAUGACCCAACUACCCUCAUUACUAGAGCUGCCAAGAAGCUAAGAGAUGUAGGUGCGGAGGAAAGAGUGGAGAAGCCAUUUGAGAAGCCUGACAGAGAACCAGAGCGGGAGCGACCACCAGAGCGACAGUGGGAGAGAGAGCGGGAGCGGGAGAGGGAUGACGGCAGGGAUCGGGAGAACAGAAGGAAGCCGAGGAGGGAUGACGUUGCGCCCUACAACAAAGGCAAAAGAGGGCGAAAGGAUGACGAGCUGGACCCAAUGGAUCCAAGUGCUUACUCUGAUGCACCAAAGGGCAACUGGUCCACUGGCCUGCCAAAGCGGAAUGAGGCCAAGACGGGUGCAGACGUGACGGCAGCGGGGCCUCUGUUCCAGCAGCGGCCCUACCCCAGCCCGGGGGCGGUGCUGAGGGCCAACGCAGCCAACCAGCAGCCCAAGGAUUCCCCAUAACCCUCCGAUGCAUAACGCAUACCUUCUUUUGGCUGUGGCCGCUGUACUCGUUUCUAUCGACGUGUGAAAUCCAUACUUCUAUUCUGAAAUAUGGGCACUAAUAGAAUACAGGGAUUUGGAUUGGGGACUGUAAAUAAGGAUUUAUGAGGUGUGCAUGUAGUCUUUAAUGUUUAUCAUCAGUAGUUUACCUUAUUUGUUAAUACAUUGAAAUGUCUGGGUACCAGCUCAUUUAUUUUUGUUUUUAAUGCGUUUUCAUAUAAUAAAACAUCUCUCCAAAUGAAAUUCAUGAUUUUAUUAUAAAAGUAAAAUAGUUUAAGACAAUAUCACCAGAUCCAUAAUUUUACAACAUGAAAUUUGACUCAUUGGAGGAUGGGCUUGGAGAAGUGUAAAUACUGAUCAGAGAAGGGGACGAGGACUCAGUUGUCCACAGCCCCUAUAUAGUGACAGAUGGUGUCAUAGUCCAGGUUGAAGACCUCCUCCUCAUAUCGAUCGAGCUGGACCAAAGCUUUGCUGCGGUCCCUGUCGCGCUGCAGAAUGCGACCGACCUUAAAAACGACAAAAGGAAUAUUCAGACAUUUGCUCUCGUCUCAUCUACAAGUCUGACAAAGCUUCAUUUUAACCAAUCAUGAUCAUCCACUCACCUGGCCUCGAUGUUGACCGAGAACCACCAUCACUGCAUCAGAGUCGUUCUUCGGCACAAUGGUCUCCAACAUGGACUGUUUCACGUCUACAAUGAAAUAGUGACUGGGGGUUCAUUAACAGGCUCAGGCAUUCCGAUUACGUAGAUUCACUUAAAGAGUCAAGUUUAACAAACCUUCCAACAGUCUUCCUUCGUCAGUUCGACAAAUACAGGUAGUCGGUGUCACAACAUCUUCCACACGCAUCUAAUAAAACACCACCAUGUAUAGGAGUUUAAUACACUGUUGACUAGAAAAUCUGAUAUGAAUGAGGAAAGGUUAACCAGGGAAGGGUAGUUUGAUUAAGAGAGGCCAUAGUGCUCUGUGGGUACCUUUGAGUUGUAGUACCGGCCCCCUUUGAAUGCUUUGUCUAUAAAGCGCACUUUGAGGUCUCGCUGGAGCCAACAUGGGACAGCUGGCAAUUUCCGUGGCUCCU